Molecule: messenger RNA, 1221 nt
Organism: Oikopleura dioica
Lineage: Eukaryota; Metazoa; Chordata; Appendicularia; Copelata; Oikopleuridae
Source: the annotation of a GenBank genome assembly
AUGAGCCAGAAAGACAAGUCAGAACUCAUUUAUCGCAGAGUUCGAGAGAUUUACGAAACGGAAGAGACGUUUGUCAAUAAGCUUAGAGAGUUCAUCAGCGCUGGAAAGAAAGGCAUCGAGCAGAUACCCGAGCUGAACAAUGGCCUCUGUGAAAAAAUCUCAGACGUUAUUCACGCCUUGCGUCCGGUCCUUAAUUUUCACAAUGAAUAUCUACUUAUCAAGUUGAAAAAAUGUGAUGGGCAAAUGGAUGCAGACAUCAGAAUGUCAAAAGUUGCGGAUAUCUUCUGUGAACUGGACAACGAAAGUCUUUUUGAAGAACAUUACCGGACUUAUAUCAAGCACUAUGCAAAGUACACUCAUUUUACGAAGCUGAUGAGUCGGGAAGAAUACGCGCCCAUUCAAGAGCUGAUUCAAAAUAGCUUGAAACUCAAGCUCGGCCACGACGCAUAUCUUGUGGAGCCAAUUCAACGGGUCUGCCGAUAUCCAAUUCUCCUCAAAGCCGUGUUAAAAAGUGCGGAAGACACGAACUCUCCGGCAGCGGCAAAACUCGCGACGGCGACGGAAAUCAUGGAGAAGCAGGCAAGAGUGAUCAACGAGCUGCAACAGACUGCGGACCAUUUUAUAGAUGCGCGCGAUGAAUCUGUUGUCAGAAGAACAGUUAGAAAAGCUCGCGGAAAAGCUCUUCGAAGGGAUAAAAUUCACAAAGCAAAGGAUCACAAUUUUGUGUCGAAGUUUUUCAACCAGCCGACUUUCUGUGCCCACUGCACCGAUUUUAUUUGGGGCAUCAACGCUAAGCAAGGAUUCAAGUGCACUUGCUGCCAAGUCUCCGUCCACAAGCGAUGCUACAAGUACAUCAAUUUCAACUGCACAAGAAGAAGUGAUGGAACAAUCAAAGCCUCACUAGAAACCAAAGCUCACGAUUUCGCAGAACAGAACUAUUAUAAACCGACAUUUUGCGGACACUGCGGCGUCCUGCUUGUCGGAUUUACGAAACAAGGCCUGCAGUGUCGAAUCUGCUCGCUUAACGUCCACCGCAAGUGCAAAGAUCUGGUGGUGGGCUGCAUUCCAGAGUCUGAACGCAAUGAACGCUAUGGCCGAAUCAACCUCAAAAUUGAAAUUUAUCAACGACGGUGCCAUAUUGAUAUUUUUCGUGCGCAUAAUCUACCUCCGAUGGAUGCUAAUGGCUUCUCCGAUCCCUUUGUCAAGAUAUCCAUAGCUUAG